Colletotrichum graminicola M1.001 is the source of this 1146-nucleotide messenger RNA. RefSeq lists its product as uncharacterized. The transcript is spliced from 2 exons. NCBI's taxonomy places the organism in Eukaryota, Fungi, Ascomycota, Sordariomycetes, Glomerellales, Glomerellaceae. The coding region runs from base 1 to 1146 and encodes 381 amino acids. The record is from RefSeq and is a predicted model, not a curated record.
AUGGAACCGGUAGACUCAUCCUCUAUCUACUCUCAGAGCGAAGGCAGGCCAAGCCCCCUCCACCUCAAGAAGGACGACAUCCCACAACACAUUAAGAACGUGUUGCAGUCCUCCAGUGGCUGGAAAGAUCCAAACAUCCCAGAGCCGGCUCCUGGAAUGGCCAGUUGGGGAGGAAAUGCCCAGGGACAUGGUCUGCACAAGGGCAGACUGGAAGCCCUCAGGCAGCCGGUGAUGGACGCCAGCCAGAUCUACUCCCCCCUUAGACCCUACUUCGCCUACAAGGAACUCCCUGUGCAGAAGAUCGCCGGCAAGACCUUGAUCGGGGAACAAGGGUGGCUCGAGCGGCCCAACCAAUCCCCGGACCGCAAGAAGAAGGACGGCUCGCCCAAGAAACCGGGUCUUCUGGACAGCCUCAAAAAGAUUGCCAGGGAGAUGACCGAGGGCAAAUCUUCAGGCCGAAGACCGCGAGACACGGAGCGUGAGGGGAAAGUGCCGAGAGUCACAAUCUCACUCGAUCCUCGCGAGCAGAGCCUUCUUUACUGCGAGCUCGAGUUCCACAUCAGCAAUGCAUUGCACAACUACAUCACGAAUGAACUGAACCACGGCCGUCUCAAUCCGGACAAGCUCAAGAAGGUCGCAGACGGAUGGAAUCAGAAGGGCCGCCCGAGAGUCGUGGGCUUCCGAUACGACUUGGAGACGCAGCUCGAGCUUGUCCACCUCCACAUCGAUGAGUUCCGGUUCUUCGGCCGUCGUCAAAGCAACCCAUUGGAGAUCGCCGGACUGCUUCAUGCGAUGAAGGUCAACGCUCGGUCGUUGCGCAUCCGCACCCAUUGCCAGCCGGAUUCCGUGAUUGCCAAGCAGCUCGUCGAUUCCCAGUCUCUCUGCAACACGAUCGGAUGCUCCGAGACCCAGCAAAUUGCCAUUGCCGAGAUAGCCCAGUUCUUCAAGGUCAUUGUGGAGAGAGAGCAGGCCUACCGGGCACAGCUAGAGCGCGAAAGCGCAGCCCAGACGUUGCCGCAUGGCCAAGGCGACCGGCAAUGGGGACCUCCGAGAGACCUAGCGCAGGGUAUGGAUGCUUACGGCGGUCUCCACCUCAUACCCGAAGGCUACGAUGUCAAUUCGGAGACUCUCCGUUACAACAACUGA